Messenger RNA from Penicillium taxi, 2913 nucleotides. Its product is annotated as ssDNA endodeoxyribonuclease RAD1. Gene Ontology annotation, cellular component: nucleotide-excision repair factor 1 complex. The transcript is spliced from 7 exons. Gene Ontology annotation, molecular function: damaged DNA binding; single-stranded DNA binding; single-stranded DNA endonuclease activity. The record is from RefSeq and is a predicted model, not a curated record. Gene Ontology annotation, biological process: double-strand break repair via homologous recombination; resolution of meiotic recombination intermediates; nucleotide-excision repair involved in interstrand cross-link repair. Bases 1 to 2913 code for a protein of 970 amino acids. Lineage: Eukaryota; Fungi; Ascomycota; Eurotiomycetes; Eurotiales; Aspergillaceae.
AUGCCCCCAGAACGAACAAACGCGCCGGUGAAGUUGUCACUGCCUCUGCAAUAUCAGCAAGACAUCUUCAACGAACUGCGCUCCGAGGAUGAAUUGAUUAUCCUUGCUCGUGGCCUAGGCCUACUUCAUCUUAUCACGAACCUCCUACACUUUUACGAUGCGGCCGGUAAUAACUUGGUAUUGCUGGUGGGUGCAAAUAAUAGGGAGAAUGACUGGAUCGGAGAGGCGCUCGCUGAGCACUAUGCUGUUAGCAAGUCUCCGAAUGCUAGGGGGUUAAAAGUGAUAAACACUGAGAAAGCGACUAUAUCGACGCGAGAGCGAAUCUAUGCCGAAGGUGGGAUCCUGAGCGUCACAUCUAGAAUAUUAGUGGUUGAUUUGCUAUCAGGACUUCUCGACGCUGAGAAAGUCUCAGGCAUGAUUAUUCUACAUGCUGAUAAAGUCGUUGCUACAUCAUUGGAGGCGUUCAUCGUUCGUAUUUACCGACAUGCGAACAAGCAGAGUUUCUUGAAAGCUUUCUCUGAUUCUCCCGAGCCAUUUACCACGGGAUUUGCCCCGUUAGCCAACAUGCUUCGUAACCUUUUCUUGCGAAAAGCAUCACUUUGGCCCAGAUUUCACGUAUCUGUCGCUGAGGCUUUGGAAGGAGAUCGGAAGGCUGAAGUGAUCGAAUUAGAGGUCCCAAUGAGCUCGAAAAUGCAAGAAAUUCAGAAUGCAGUCCUCGAAUGUGUGGAGAUCAGUAUUACUGAGCUCAGAAAAUCGAACACUGGUCUUGACAUGGAGGAAUGGACGCUGGAUAGUGCUUUGCAUCGAAACUUCGAUGUAUCAAUACGGCGGCAAAUGGAUCCAAUCUGGCAUCGUGUCAGCUACAGAACAAGACAGAUCGUUAGCGAUCUUUCUGAUCUUCGAGCGAUUCUUCAUGCUCUACUCACUUAUGACUCGGUAUCUUUUGUUAAGUACCUGGACACCAUUGUGGCAGCCCACUCACCCCCGCCUGGUUCGAAUAAGCACAAUUAUUCACCUUGGCUCUUCCUUGAUGCAGCCCACGUCAUGUUUCAAACAGCCAAGGCGAGGGCGUAUGAAGGAAGAAUUGGCAAUGAUUCGUCACGCCCUACUUUCUCAACUACAUUUGCUGCAGAGCUACAAUCCGUUCUUGAGCCCCUACCAAAGUGGAAAGUUCUAGCAGAAGUGCUUGAGGAGAUCGAGUAUGAUGCCUACGUUCAUCCAGUGGGUGGAGAUGAAUCUCAUAGCACAAUCCUGAUCAUGUGCAGUGAUCAACGGAUAUGUCGUCAACUUCGAGAAUUUAUUGGAAGCAUGCACGCCAGAGUUGGCCACCAAUCAAAAGACUCAGAUGACGAAAAAGAACAAUCAUCGGCGGAGGUAAUGAUGCGACGCCGAUUACGUGACUAUCUGAAUUGGAAGCGCUCACUAUCUAAUGUCAACAAAAACCUAUCUCAGCCCGGAGUUGAAGGGAGUUCCGGUGGACCUAACGGGUCAGCAUCAACUCCAUCAAGACCACAGGGAAAACCCCCACCACCUAAGCGCCGUCGAGUUCGCGGAGGAGGCGCAGUAAAUUCUGCAGCGGGACGUGUGCCAACUAGUAGCGUACAGACUGUGGUGGAACAGCCUGAUCAAGUGAUCAACCUACUCAAUGAAAUUCAACCAACAGAGGUAGAGGAAACUCAGAAGGAAGAGAUCACUAUUGAUGAUCUGGAAUAUAUGGACGAUUAUUACGAGCUUUAUGAUAUGGACGAUUUGGUCAUGAUACAUUCAUACGAUGGGGACAUGGAUGAACACAUCUUGGAAGAAGCUCGGCCACGAUACAUUAUCAUGUAUGAGCCAGAUGCCGCCUUCAUUCGUCGGGUAGAAGUAUACCGCAGCUCUCACUCAGGACGAAAUGUGAAAGUCUACUUUAUUUACUACGGUGGGUCUGUUGAGGAACAACGAUAUCUGAGUGCAGUGCGGCGAGAAAAAGACUCCUUCACCAAGCUGAUUAAAGAAAAGGGUAACAUGGCUGUCACAUUGACACAUGAUAAACGCGCCGAAGACCCGCAAGAACAGUUUCUCCGCACUGUCAACACUCGGAUUGCCGGAGGAGGCCGAUUAACAGCCACGGCUACCCCUCCUAGGGUAGUAGUCGACGUGCGAGAGUUUAGAAGUGCUCUCCCGUCCCUGUUGCAUGGUAACAACAUGGUUGUGAUCCCCUGCCAACUGACAGUGGGAGACUACAUUCUAACUCCAGAAAUCGCCGUAGAGCGCAAAUCCCUUCCUGACUUAAUCUCAUCUCUCCGGAAUGGACGUCUUUACAACCAGGCCGAAACAAUGCUCCAGCACUACAAGUACCCAGUGCUGCUGAUUGAGUUUGACCAAAAUAAGUCAUUCACAUUUGAUGCUUUUGCCUCUGCAACAUCAGCUACUAGUUUCGUGACAGAAACAGGCUUCACAUCCAGCGGGCAAGCAACCAGCAGUAGCGCACUUGCUAACUCAUCAAACCCAAAAUCUGCUCAGCACAUGCUUGUCCUUCUCACCCUUGCCUUUCCCAGGCUGAAGAUUGUCUGGUCUUCCUCUCCAUACCAAACAGCCGAGAUCUUUGCUGAGCUAAAAAAGAAUUCUGAGGAGCCUGACCCUCUUCGCUCCGUUCAGAUAGGACUUGACAUUGACAUUUCUGAAUCUGCGGCUGGGUCCAGUGGUAUUAUGGGUGUAUCUGGAAUCGAGACCCGUAUCUUUAAUCAGCUUCCACAAGAUAUGCUGCGAGCUGUUCCGGGUGUAACUCCCCAGGCUCUUGAGAGAUUAAUUCUAGAGACAGAGAACCUGACCGAAGUUGCCAAUAUGGACUUCGAUCAGUUGGACCCGCUUGUUGGCAAAGAAGCUGCGCGAAAGAUUGUGGCAUUUUUCCGCAAGAGUGUGUUUGAUGAUUAG